AUGCCACUCCAUCAUGGCGUGCACCCGUCGACGCAUACGGCCAAGCACGACCACAGGGAGCAGGUGCCUUUGCGAGAGGAGCCUGAGGAGGCUGAGGAGCCCGACGAGUUCGACGAGUUCGACGAGUCCGACGUGCCCGGCGAGCCCGACGAGCCAAGAUCGCCCGCCAUGACGGCGGAACCCAUCGACGUCGCCGAUGCUCCUCCGCCCCCGCCGGAGGGGGAGUCGGAGAAGAAGCAAGAGGCAGUGUCGGAGAAGAAGCGGGAACGGGACCGGGACGUGGCCCUCGUGCCAGGCCAGGACGCCACCGCCUCCCACGAGGAAGCCGUGCACCAGCCGCUCGACUCGCGCGACACCUCCAUCUCCUUCGAGGAGUUCAUGUACUGGGCCGCCAUCACGCGCGCCGACGAGGAUGCGGCCAACAAGGCCUUCAGGGAGGCUCGCGGCCCCCGCACCUUCAAGUCCGUCAUCAAGAGCCGCUUCUCUCGGGCGCCCAAGGCCGAGCCGGCGGCGGAACCGGCCAACGAUGGCCUGAACUCGGUCCUCGACCGUGCUGAGGAAGAGGUCGUCAACGAGGAUCCCGAGUCCGUCGCCGUCUCCCACGGCGUCUCGGAGCAGGAGUGGAAGACGGCGAGUCGAGCGUUGCGGACGGCGAGCUGGGGUGCCGUCUUCUUCCUCAUCACCACCGACGUCCUCGGCCCCUUCUCGACCCCCUGGGCCUUUGCCCAGAUGGGCUACGGCCCCGGCAUCGCCCUCUACACCGUCUUUGGCGUCAUGGCCGGCUACUCCGGGUGGAUCAUCUGGCGAAGCUUCAGCGGCCUCGACUCGGAUCGCUUUCCCCUCCUGACCUACGGCGACCUCUUCUUCCGCCUCUUCGGUCAGGUCUCGCGCCACGUCGUCAACUUCAUGCUCGGCCUGCAGCUGCUCCUCAACGUCGCCGCCCUCAUCCUGAGCAACGGCCAGUCGAUUUCGCAAAUCUCCCAGGGCGACAACGACAGCAACGGCGACGGCAUCUGCUUCAUCGCCUGCCUGGCCAUCUUCACCGCCGCCGGCUGCAUCGUCGGCCAGAUCCGAACGCUGCAGCGGUUCGCCUGGAUCGCCAACUUUGCCGUCUGGAUCAACCUCAUCAUCAUCUUCCUCUGCAUGGGCGUCGUCGCCAACUAUCCGCCAAACUUCAAGGCCACCGAGGCCUCCUUCGGCCCCGAGUUCGGCCCCGGUCCGGUCCAGACCUUUGCCGGCACGCCCCCGGACGGCCUCUCCACCGGCGGUUCCGGCUUCGUCGGCUCCCUCAACGGCCUCAACCAGGCCGUCUACUCCUACGGCGGCUGCAUGGCCUUUGUCGCCUUCCUGUCGGAGAUGAGGCACCCGUGGGACUUUUGGAAGGCCCUCCUCUGCGGCGAGGUCUUCAUCUAUUGCGUCUACAUGUUCUUUGGCAUCUUCGUCUACUCGUACCAGGGUCAGUACUCGUUCAACCCCGUCAUGCAGGGGCUGUCGCCCUACGGCUUCCAGACGGCGGCGAACAUCCUGAACCUCAUCACCGGCCUCAUCGCCGCCGCGCUCUACGGCAACAUCGGCUUCAAGGUCAUCUACAUCGAGGUCUUCGAGGAGAUCUUCCACCUGCCUCCGCUGACGAAGCGCAUCGGCAAGAUCGCCUGGGCCGUCAUGAUUCCCGUCUACUGGGCGCUCGCCUUCAUCAUCGCCGCGACCAUCCCUCAGUUCAACUACAUCUCGGGCCUCGUCGGCGCCCUGUUCAUCCUGAGCUUCACCUACACCUUUCCCGCCCUCGUCGGCCUCGGCUUCUGGCUGCGGAAGGACGCCAUGACAGCCGAGGAGCGCUUCGACCCGAGCACGCGGCAGUACAACUACGUCGACACGGGCUUCGCCCGCUGGAAGCGCGCCUUCAUGAUGAAGCCGUGGUUCAACCUCUUCAACCUGUUUUACAUGCUCGGCAGCGUCGUCACCACGGUGCUGGGCGUCUAUUCGAGCGUCGAAGGACUCAUCGCCGCCUUUGACGGCAAGAGCUCGUCGACAAGCUUCGGGUGCACGCCGCCGGUGUAG
Messenger RNA from Drechmeria coniospora, 2058 nucleotides. RefSeq names its product Transmembrane amino acid transporter family protein. Lineage: Eukaryota; Fungi; Ascomycota; Sordariomycetes; Hypocreales; Ophiocordycipitaceae. Gene Ontology annotation, biological process: amino acid transmembrane transport. The record is from RefSeq and is a predicted model, not a curated record. Bases 1 to 2058 code for a protein of 685 amino acids. Gene Ontology annotation, molecular function: amino acid transmembrane transporter activity. Gene Ontology annotation, cellular component: vacuolar membrane. The transcript is spliced from 4 exons.